Messenger RNA from Aspergillus clavatus NRRL 1, 603 nucleotides. RefSeq names its product NudC domain-containing protein. Gene Ontology annotation, cellular component: cytoplasm. Lineage: Eukaryota; Fungi; Ascomycota; Eurotiomycetes; Eurotiales; Aspergillaceae. The coding region runs from base 1 to 603 and encodes 200 amino acids. The record is from RefSeq and is a predicted model, not a curated record. The transcript has 3 exons. Gene Ontology annotation, biological process: protein folding.
AUGUCCUCCGCAGCCCCCGAACAAGAUCCUACACCCCAGGAGGUCGCCGACCGCGAGCGCGAGGAAAAAGAACGCAAGGCAAAGGAGGACGCGGAACAGGCGCAGCUACCGUACAAAUGGACGCAGACGAUCCGCGACGUGGACGUGACGAUUCCGAUCCCGGCGACUAUCAAGGGCCGGGAUAUGGAUGUCGUGCUGACCAAGACGAAGAUCAAGGUUGCGAUUAAGGGGCAGGAGCCGUUUAUUGAGGGCGAUUUCCCGCAUAUCAUCCUCGUCGAUGAAUCAUCGUGGACGCUGGAGACGACGUCCAAGCCGCCUGGCAAGGAGGUCUCGAUCCAUCUAGACAAGGUGAACAAGAUGGAGUGGUGGCCGCAUGUGGUGACGAGUGCGCCGAAGAUCGACGUCAGCAAGAUCACGCCGGAGAAUUCGAGCUUGAGUGAUCUGGACGGCGAGACGAGGGCGAUGGUCGAGAAGAUGAUGUAUGACCAGCGGCAGAAGGAGACCGGCGGGAUGACCAGUGACGAGCAGCGGAAGGCGAAUAUCUUGAAGAAGUUCCAGGCUGAGCAUCCAGAGAUGGACUUCUCGAAUGCGAAGAUUGGUUAA